Triticum urartu is the source of this 1572-nucleotide messenger RNA. RefSeq names its product Calcineurin-like metallo-phosphoesterase superfamily protein. NCBI's taxonomy places the organism in Eukaryota, Viridiplantae, Streptophyta, Magnoliopsida, Poales, Poaceae. Gene Ontology annotation, molecular function: hydrolase activity. The record is from RefSeq and is a predicted model, not a curated record.
GGCCCCAACACAGACAUCUCGGUGUAUCUUCCAGCCCCCGCUUCGAGCCCACACCCAAACCAAACAGGAGCCCACGAUGGCCCCCGCAUCCCCCGACGUCCCCGCUUGCGCCGGCCUCCCCGCCGCCGUCUCCGCCUUCGCCGACGCCUUCGUCGACUUCUCCGUCUCCGGCAUCUUCUUCCCCACCAACCCGCCUCCUCCGCCGCCCCCCGCGCCCCCCACCUUCCUCCCCUCCCCAUCCCGCCUCGUCGCCAUCGGCGACCUCCACGGCGACCUCCCCAAGUCCCUCACCGCCCUCCGCCUCGCCGGCCUCCUGCCUCCCGCCAACAGCCCCGGCUCCAGCGCCAGCUCCACCUCCUGGUCCGCUGGCCCCACCCUCGCCGUCCAGCUCGGCGACAUCCUGGAUCGCGGCGGCGACGAGCUCCGCCUCCUCUACUUCCUCCGUCGCCUCAGCAUCUCCGCCGCCGCGCAGGGCGGCGCGCUCCUGCCCAUCCUCGGCAACCACGAGGUCAUGAACGUGUCCGGCGACUUUCGCUUCGUCACGCCGCAGGGCCUGCAGGAGUUCUCCGGCUGGGCCGGCUGGUACCGCGCUGGCCUCGCCAUUAAGCGCCGCUGUGGCGGGCUCGAGCAGCCCAAGAACCCCUUCCUCGGCGUCCCCAAGGCCUUCCCCGGCAUCAAGCGGGAGUUUUGGGACGGCAUCCGAUCCCGCCUCGCCGCGCUCCGCCCGGACGGCCCCAUCGCGCGGAGGUUCUUGGCUGAUCUCCCCACCGUCCUUGUAGUCGGCGACUCGGUGUUCGUCCAUGGUGGCCUUCUUGAGGCCAAUGUCGAGUAUGGCCUGGAGCGGAUCAAUGCCGAGGUCAGCGACUGGAUCCGGGGUGAGCAUGGCAACAAUGCCAGGGCGCCAGAGUAUGUGUGCGGCCGAGACGCCGUUGUGUGGCUCAGGAGGUUCUCUGAAGGCUUCAAUUGCGACUGCCAGAGGCUUCAGGGCGUUCUUGGGAUGAUCCCUGGAGCAAAGAGGAUGGUAAUGGGGCACACGAUACAGAGCGAGGGAAUCAAUGCAGUUUGUGGGGCACAGGCCGUCAGGGUGGAUGUUGGUUUGUCGAGGGGGUGUGGUAAUGGGCUGCCGGAGGUGCUGGAGAUCAAUGGUGGUGGAUCAGAUGUGAGGGUGAUCACAACAGAUCCAACAGAAGCCUGGCAGUACCGGAAGCAGAAGCCGGAGAAAUCUGCCACGGCAUUGGAGAAGAAAGGGGAGGUAAAGGAUGGACUUGCAUUGUUGGUAAGGGAGAGCCAUGUACUGAAAGGUGUAGAAGCUAAGGCUUAGUUUAGGGGUAACUAAGAUUAUUUUGCCAACUCUUAGUUCAAUUGGAUCGCCAUGCCUAACUGGGGGUAACUCCUGCUAGAGGUGGGAGGCAUCGGUUGAAAGGUAAUAUUGGUUGAUUCAAUAUGGUUAUCCGCAGUAGAAAGGAAAGCAACCUUGAUUUAUCAAUUCCCCUUAUUUAUGAGGGUGUGCUAAUCCGAUUGCAGAUUGCUGAUGUAUACAAUUAUUGGCCAUUGUCUGAAAUGUUUUUCUUA